AUGAGACUAUUUGCGCAUCCCCUCGCAAGUCUUUGCCUUUUUCUCGCGUGCGCCGCAGAGUCACGACCCUUUGAUACCAACCUCAAGGCGCCCAUCGAGCAGUCGCCGCUGCAAAACUACAUGAUGCCCCCAAGCGAUGCUUCCAGCGGGAUCAUCAUCUCAGACUUGAUUGGGCGGGUGGAAGACAUCGCUAUCUUUAACGGUCUGACGCAUCACAUCGACGCAGUGUCUGGUCGUCUUGAUGAUGCAGCGCAGAAUGCCACGGUACUCGCGCCAAACAACACUGUUAUGAAGAACAUGAAGACAAAGCCGUGGAAAGACCCAGAAGACUACAAUCAGUUUGGCGCGCAAGCCUACGAGGGGACUGGCGGAUCAGAUCGUGCGCAGAGCAAUCUUGAACGAUUCUUGAACCAUCACAUUAUUCCGGAGAGUCCCUGGGAGGAAGGCAAGAAAGUAAAGACGCUAGCGGGAAACGAAGUUUGGUGGGAGUCGAAGAACGGCCAAAAAUCGAUCCAGCCCGGCAACAUCGAAGUUACGAGCAUUGCUGACAAGGCCGCGAAUGGCGAGAUCUGGGCUCCCCGCGCACUCAUUAUGAACUUUGAAUCCGGUGACCUCGCUAUCUGCGAAGUGUGCGGCACGCAAUUCGACGUUCCCCUCUCCUCACCACCGGAAAACUGCCGUAUCUGUCUUGACCCUCGCCAAUACGUUCCCGCCCACGGCCAAACCUGGACAUCCCUCAAUGCCGCGCAGGACACUCAGAAGAAUGAAUUUCACACGGAUGAGCAGGACCCUCGCAUCCACUAUAUCACAACAAAGCCCCUGACCCCCUCCGAACUCCCUCCCGGCCUCAGCGAUAGCACAACAACCCGCAAGCAACUCGGCAUUGGCCAGCGAGCAAUCCUGCUGCAAACCGCCCACGGCAGCAUCCUCUGGGACGCCAUCGCCUUCCUCAACCGCGAGACCGUGGAUUUUGUCAACAGCAAGGGCGGCCUAAAAGCCAUCGUCAUCAGCCACCCGCACUUCUACACCUCGCAUCUCGAGUGGGCCGCGCAGUUCGGGUGUCCUGUGUACGUAGCUGCCGACGAUGCCGAGUGGCAGAACCGCGCAGAUGCGAAGGGUGUGCGGGUACUGUUCCGAGGUGCGCAGGAAGUGGUGCCGGGGGUGACGGCGGUGCAGUGCGGCGGGCAUUUCGACGGCAGUUCGGUGCUGCACUGGGAGAAGAAGCUUUUCAUUGCGGACACGAUGAUGAGUGUUCCUUCUGGCUUCUAUAAUGCAGGCCGUGCGGAAAGAGACCCGAAGACCACGGCGUACAGCUUCAUGUGGUCGUACCCGAACAUGAUUCCGCUGCCGCCGAGCAAGAUUCACGGGAUCUGGAAGGCGUUGAAGCCGUACGAGUUCGAUGCGACGUUUGGCGGCUUCAUGGGCCAGAACGUCGCGAGAACGGAUCUCAAGAAGCAGGUUUUGGAUAGUAUGAAGACAUUUGUUAGAGUCGGGGGGCAUGAGAACGCGGAGUUGUUUGAGGAGAUGUACUGAAUAACGAGCCUUUCAAGGGCGCAAUGAGGUGUGUUCAGAAGUGCAAGGCUUGUAUGAAGGGAUUUAGGUGUUUAAUUUGAAUACGCUGAUAUUACAUUGCUUGCUUUCGAC
Messenger RNA from Boeremia exigua, 1644 nucleotides. RefSeq lists its product as uncharacterized. The record is from RefSeq and is a predicted model, not a curated record. The transcript has 6 exons. Bases 1 to 1533 code for a protein of 510 amino acids. NCBI's taxonomy places the organism in Eukaryota, Fungi, Ascomycota, Dothideomycetes, Pleosporales, Didymellaceae.